Rhodamnia argentea is the source of this 1805-nucleotide messenger RNA. RefSeq names its product pectinesterase/pectinesterase inhibitor PPE8B. NCBI's taxonomy places the organism in Eukaryota, Viridiplantae, Streptophyta, Magnoliopsida, Myrtales, Myrtaceae. Gene Ontology annotation, biological process: cell wall modification. The record is from RefSeq and is a predicted model, not a curated record. Bases 105 to 1694 code for a protein of 529 amino acids. Gene Ontology annotation, molecular function: pectinesterase activity; pectinesterase inhibitor activity. The transcript has 3 exons.
CUCGAGAAAUCCAACCCCACUCUCACCCCUCUUAAGCCUUAAAUACACUCGCCCCCCAGCGCUCGCUCUCUCUCCCUCUCUCAUUUUCAUGUUCCCUCACAUCCAUGGCUCCUAAGCUUGCCUCCGCGGUCAUCGUCUUCCUCGCCUUCCUCUGCUGCUCUGCCCGCUCGGGCGGCAGCUCGCCGAGGUCGGCGGCAGCCCCGGGCCUCCUGCAGACCGAGUGCCUCACGGUGCCGUCCUCUCAGUUCUUGAGCUCCCUCAGAUCCACCGUCCAGGUGCUCAGGCAGGUCAUCGGCAUUGUGUCCCAGUUCGGCACCGUCUUCGGCGACUUCCGGCUCUCCAACGCCGUCUCCGACUGCCUCGACUUGCUCGACUUCUCCACCGACGAGCUGAGCUGGUCCAUCUCCGCCGCUCAGAACCCAUCUGGCAAACACAACAGCACUGGGGAUCUCAGUUCUGACUUGAGGACAUGGCUAAGCGCUGCGCUUGCAAACCAGGAGACAUGCAAAGAUGGCUUCGAGGGCACUAGUGGCAUUGUCAAGAGCGUCGUCUCCGGAAGUCUCGACCAAAUUACUUCACUAGUCACAGAGCUCCUCACCAUGGUCCACCCAUCUUCCAACUCCACCAGCGGCCGUGGCGGUGGUGGCAAAGGCCGCCCGGGGCGGAAGCUCUUCGACGACAGCCCCCGAUUUCCUCGUUGGGUGAAGCGCGAGGACCGGAAGCUGUUGCAAGCGAACGGGGUCGCGGCGGAUCUAGUGGUGGCCCAGGACGGGAGCGGCAAUUUCACCAAGGUGGAGGACGCGGUCGCGGCCGUGCCCGACUACGGGACGCGCCGGUUCGUGAUCUACGUGAAGAAGGGCGUGUAUCGGGAGAAUGUGGAGAUCAAGAAGAAGAAGUGGAAUGUCAUGAUGGUUGGCGACGGAAUGGAUGCGACUGUGAUCUCAGGUAAUCGGAGCUUCGUCGACGGUUGGACCACAUUCCGGACAGCAACAUUUGCCGUCAGCGGCCGAGGGUUCAUAGCGCGGAACAUGGCGUUCGAGAACUCCGCCGGCCCGCAGAAGCACCAGGCCGUCGCCCUCCGAUCGGACUCCGACCUAUCUGUCUACUACCGGUGCGCGGUCAGGGGUUACCAGGACACGCUCUACACCCACACGAUGCGUCAGUUCUACCGCGAGUGCCGCAUCAGCGGGACUGUGGACUUCAUCUUCGGGGACGCGACGGUCGUGUUCCAGAACUGCCAGAUCCUGGCCAAGAAGGGCCUCCCCCAGCAGAAGAACACCGUCACGGCCCAGGGCCGAAAGGACCCGAACCAGCCCACGGGAUUCUCGUUCCAGUUCUGCAACGUCUCAGCCGACUCGGAUUUGGCGCCCUCCGUGAAUUCGACGCCGACGUACUUAGGGAGGCCGUGGAAGUUAUACUCAAGGACCAUAUUCAUGCAGUCUUACAUGAGCAAUGCCAUCAGGCCAGAAGGAUGGCUCGAGUGGAAUGGUGAUAUUGCCCUGGACACUUUGUACUAUGGGGAGUUCACGAAUUCCGGGCCGGGCGCGGGUCUCACCGGCCGGGUCAAAUGGCCCGGGUAUCACUUGUUGAAUAACACGGCGCAAGCAAUUAACUUCACCGUGGCCCAAUUCAUUGAAGGGAACUCUUGGUUGCCGUCCACCGGUGUGGCCUACACGGCUGGCCUCAGGGUUUAAGGCCGAUCUGCAAAAUCUAUCAAUAUGAUGAUGUUAUAUUUUGUACUUAGAAAUUUGAUUCUUUUUUUGGCUAAACAUGAUUAAAGGGUAUAAACGAUGGCUUCUCGCAAA